Molecule: messenger RNA, 1530 nt
Organism: Trichomycterus rosablanca
Lineage: Eukaryota; Metazoa; Chordata; Actinopteri; Siluriformes; Trichomycteridae
Product: Y-box-binding protein 2-A-like
Exons: 10
Coding region: 71-994 (307 amino acids)
Biological process (GO): regulation of gene expression
Cellular component (GO): nucleus
Molecular function (GO): nucleic acid binding
Source: RefSeq, a predicted model, not a curated record
GAUAAAGCGAUUGAGGUGGCGGCUAGAAAGAAGUUUUGGCGAGUAGGAGGGAGGGGGUCAAUGAGCCAAAAUGACCGACACAGAAGUGCAAGGCGCUCCUCUGUCAGCCUCGGAGACCGAGCCAGCUCAACCUGAGCGGAAAAUUAUUGCUACUUUAGUUCAAGGAACUGUUAAAUGGUUCAACGUGCGAAAUGGCUAUGGCUUCAUCAACAGAAAUGACACCAAAGAGGAUGUAUUUGUCCAUCAGACUGCCAUUAAGAAAAACAACCCUAGAAAAUUCCUCAGGAGUGUGGGGGAUGGGGAGGUUGUAGAGUUUGAUGUGGUUGAAGCAACCAAGGGCUCAGAAGCUGCCAAUGUGACUGGGCCAGGUGGAGUUCCGGUUAAAGGCAGUCGCUAUGCACCCAACAAGCGCAGAUUCCGCAGACGCUUCCCUCGUGCUGCACGGCCUGGACAGACUAAUGAAAAACCUGGAGAUGCUGUCCCUUCUUCUGAGGGAGAGGGACAGGAUGGAACUCCACAACCUGGGCCACGUCGUCGCCGCCAACGCAGGAGAACAAACGCACAGGAAGCAGAGGGAGAGGGUGGUGAGCAGAAGACUGAGGAUGUGGAAGGUGUCCAGCAGAGACCACCACCACGCAGGUUUAGACCUCGUUUCCGCAGGCCAUUCCGUCCUCGUCCACCUCCUGGUGAGAGUCAGCAGACGACUACACCUGCAGAGGGCCAAAAAGAAACUCCAAAAGAGGCUCAGAGCAAUGGAGAGCAGACCGAUGGGCAGGCUCAGAAACCACGCCGACAGUUCAGCCGCCGCAGACAGAGAAAUUCAGACUCCACAACCUCCAAAGAUGGUGCGGACAAAUCGGGGAAAACUGAGCCUGCCUCCCCUCCUCAGUCCUCAAAGCCAGCUGACUUAAAAGCUUCCCCAAAAGCCUCUCCAAAACAAUCACAGAAAGCUUCCCAAAAAGUUGAGGCUCCUGAAGCCAAGCCUGUGGAAUGACCUGUGACCAGGAAGAGUAUGGGUGACCCUGGCAAGAGGUCCUCAGGUGGGUGAGCUGGGGGGUUGGACCUUGUCUGUCUCAUCAAACACAACCUUUCCUUCUCCCAUACAUCUUACCUGAACUGUAGUUUGGACCCUUCGCUUGUGUGACAGGGAGGGAAGAGGGGUGAUACAUUUUGGACUUAAAUAUCUAUAGGGGGAUAAAAAAAAAACACUUGUAAUGAUUGCUCAGAAAGCCCAGUAUAUUUACAUUGUCUCCAUUUAAUUCAGUGAUCUGGGUUGUAAGCAGUUAAAAUAAAACCAGUUUGACCCUUUAAGUUUGGAAAUGAAAAGUGAGGGGUGGUGUGUAUAGAGUAUACCUCUACAUCCCUUUACCAAUGAUGCCUUAUGGGGGAAAUGCUAAAGGCCUAUUCAAAAUAUACAAACUGGUUGUGCUUUGUUGUUUUUGGGUUUUUCUUUCAAUUCUUUUGUUUUCUUUGGAAGGGAUUAUGUGCAAUGUAAUUAAAGUAAAUGUAUAUAAAAUACUUGCAAGACUA